Racocetra persica is the source of this 611-nucleotide messenger RNA. The record is from the annotation of a GenBank genome assembly. NCBI's taxonomy places the organism in Eukaryota, Fungi, Glomeromycota, Glomeromycetes, Diversisporales, Gigasporaceae.
AAAACGAAUUAGCAAAAAAAUUAAUUGGAAAAGUUGGUGGAACAGCUAUUGUUCUUCAUACUCCAAUUACAUGGAAAAAGUUAAUUAAUCUAUUUAUGCAUAUGGAAAACAGUUACUUUGCUAUUAAUAAAAAUAAUAAGAGUCUGCAUGUUAAUGAAAAUAUUUUGAAGAGAGUAGCAGAUUACAAGUUUUAUAAGGCUGAACAUUCAUAUCAAAAUAUAUAUGAAGACAUAACAGAAAGUGAUUCUAAGAUGAACAAGUGCAUUUUAUGUGUGGAUGAUAAUUCUAUUAGUCUAAAGAACACAUUGCAUCAAGUUUCAAAACUUGGUUAUUCAACAAUUUCUGCAACCAAUGGUUUAGAAGCAGUCGCAUUGAUUGAUUCGAAAUCUAGUGAUACAUACCCCUCGAGUUCACUUUUUUCAGAUAUAGAUCAGAUAAAGUCUCAUAAAAUUUCAUUAAUUUUAACAGAAUAUAAUUUGCCAAUGAUGUCAGGCUUUGAUGCUUCACAAGCAAUUAGGGCAAUGAAACCACCAAUUUCAAGUAUUCCAAUCAUUGUCCUAACAGAUUUACCAGUAGAUGAGAUACGAAAAAAUGUAUCGAGUCAGGAAUAA